AUGACUCGUUUAGCUGAGUAUAAACGACAUCUCCGUUCCAAUACUUUCGACAUUGAAAAGGCUACAAUCGCUUUUCUUGAAGGACAUGUGAAAUAUCUUCAACGUAGAUUCAAACGUAAAGAAAUAAAAAUUAAAGAACUUGAAUCACGUCUAAAAGAUCUCGAUAAACUCAAAGAAGAUGUUAUAAAACUUAAAAACCAAAUUGAUAGUUUAUUAAAUGAAAAUGAGGCAUUAAGACAUAAAAGUAAUGAUUUAAGUAGCGUAAUAGACUAUAGAUUUAAAUUGAUGGCAUAUUCUGUAGAAAAUGCAGAAUUAACAAUUUUUUUUCAAAAAAUGAAAAAGUUAUUUAAAACAUACCAAAAUAAAUACGAAAUAGAUUUUGGUUCUUUGCGAAUAACUGAAAUUAUUGAUAAUGUGAAAUGGAAGGAAUUAAUAUUAACUGAUGUUAUUCUAGCUGAAAUUUGUUCGUAUUUAACUCCAAAAGAUCUAUUUUCUUUGAAACAAGUUGCCAAAUUUUUGUUUGAAAAAUUACAAGUGGAAUAUUUUUGGAAGAAAUCUAGACAACAACAACCAAAUUAUAACCACAAAUGUCCUAUUCAUAUGACCGAACAGCAAUAUUGUUACUUAAACUUUAUGUAUCAAAGAUGUCAAUUUUGCAAGCGUUCAGAUUUUUCUUUAAUCCUUGAACUGAAAACCAAGAUUUGUUCUGAGUGUCGUGAACAAGUGUUAAUAAGUCGUUUUGAAAUUGAAGAAGAAAAUCUUAUUCCAUUCGAACUUCUUCUGGCAUUCCAUUCAGUAGAUGACGCACAGCUUGAUGGAAGAUACUUAGAUUAUUCUGUGCGUGAAUUUUCAGUGUCAUCUAGUUUAGUUUAUUAUUUGAAAAGUGAAGUCUACGAUACCUUUGACGAGUAUCUUAAAAUUCCUCAAAAUGAGAAGCAAGAAUGGUUAAAUAAUAAGUCAAAGAUCAUUA
Dentiscutata erythropus is the source of this 970-nucleotide messenger RNA. Lineage: Eukaryota; Fungi; Glomeromycota; Glomeromycetes; Diversisporales; Gigasporaceae. The record is from the annotation of a GenBank genome assembly.